AUGGAUUCACAUGGCGACUGCUACGUGCUUGGAAUUGGAAAUCCUCUUUUGGAUAUGCAGCUGAAUGUUGACGAUUCGGUUCUCCAAAAGUACAAUUUGGAAUCAGACAAUGCUAUCCUUGCUGAGGAUCGACAUAUGCCACUAUACGAUGAGAUUAGUGAAUCAUCAGAUGUGGAGUAUAUAGCGGGUGGUGCUACGCUAAACACGAUAAAGAUGAUUCAGUGGAUUAUAGAUAAACCGCACGCGUGUGCAUACAUCGGGUGCAUCAGUAAGGACUACGCUGGAGAGAUCUUGGAGAAGGAGUGUGCAAAACUGAAGCUUCUACCCAAAUUUCAGAUUGCUAAAAAUGGAGUUGGCACAGGGAAAUGUGCGGUCCUAUUGAAUAGCAAAUACCGAAGCAUGGUCACUCAUCUAGGCGCCUCAAAGGAACUCACUUUGGACUACUUGGAAAACCCGGAUACGUGGAAAUUUGUAGAAAAGGCCCGUGUAUAUUACAUUGCGGGUUACGCAAUCAACUCUUGCUACGAAGGGGUCCUGGAGAUCGCUCGGCACUCAUUUACGAAUGGAAAACUGUUUAGCUUCAAUUUGAGUGCUCCCUUCCUACCUACAUUCUUCGCUGAUCAAAUUAACUCCAUCAUCCCAUACGUGGACGUUCUUUUUUGUAACAAAGAAGAAGCCGAUGCCUACGCUGCAAACCACAAUUGGGGGAGUAAAUCAUUGUUGGAAGUCGCCAAGAUGAUGGCUUCUUUACCACGCCCAUCGGAGACAGACAAGAAACGCGUGGUAGUAAUCACUCAAGCGAAAAACCCAGUCCUUGUUGCAAUUAGCGGAGAGAGUGAAGUUCGAUCCUACCCCGUCGAUCUACUUUCCAAUGAGCAGAUUGUGGACACCAACGGCGCUGGAGAUGCUUUGGCUGCUGGUUUCAUUGCAGACUACCUAGAUAGUAACUCCGUUGAUCAGGCAGUCGCAGGUGGAUUGAAGGCCGCUCGAUAUAUCAUCCAAAAAUCCGGUUUUUCUCUCGGUCCGAGGGGAGAUUAUGUAUAA
Echinostoma caproni is the source of this 1044-nucleotide messenger RNA. NCBI's taxonomy places the organism in Eukaryota, Metazoa, Platyhelminthes, Trematoda, Plagiorchiida, Echinostomatidae. The record is from the annotation of a GenBank genome assembly.